This is a messenger RNA of Antrostomus carolinensis (chuck-will's-widow), 617 nucleotides long. RefSeq names its product triple QxxK/R motif containing (gene TRIQK). Lineage: Eukaryota; Metazoa; Chordata; Aves; Caprimulgiformes; Caprimulgidae. Gene Ontology annotation, cellular component: endoplasmic reticulum membrane. The transcript is spliced from 2 exons. The record is from RefSeq and is a predicted model, not a curated record. The annotation marks the transcript as partial.
GAAAACAAGAUUAUAAGAAAACCAGGCCUAUGUUAAGAGCUACAAGAUUAAAAGCAGAGGCCAAGAAAACUGCACUAGGCGUAAAGGAAGUUGCCCUUGUCCUUGCAGCUAUACUGGUAUUUUUGUUGGCUUUCUAUGCUUUCUUUUAUCUUAACAUUUCCAAUGAAGUUGACCUUGAUCUGGAUCCAGAUGAAAACUAGCAGAUGCAAUGAAUCUACCAUUAAGAUUUCUUCUACUUGAACAAGACUACGUAGGAACGCACAGUCCCUUCACUGUGAGACAGUAAAUGAUGCAAUUUCUUGCAGUCCAAAUUCAUAAGAAAGUUUUGCAAUAUGUCAAUCACUUUUACAUUCCAGAUCUCCAAAAUAACAGAAUGGUCAUGCCUGGCAAGUGUAUUUGGAACAGUACAAUACAUGGAGUUUAUUGUUUAUUGUUUACAUAUUUUUUUUUUUCUCAAGCAGAGAACUUCGAUGUCAAAAGACAGGUGCUAUUAUUAUCAUGGGUAUUGAUACUGACUUCACAGGAGGAGAGUCUGCCUUGACUAAAUUUAGGAAUCAAAGCUUCCUAACAGCCAAAUUAGGUUCAUUUUCCUUUCCCAAAAGAAGGCAGUAAUACCA